Molecule: messenger RNA, 930 nt
Organism: Rotaria sp. Silwood2
Lineage: Eukaryota; Metazoa; Rotifera; Eurotatoria; Philodinida; Philodinidae
Source: the annotation of a GenBank genome assembly
AUUGAUUUUGAUUUUUAUAUUGUUUCUAAAUGUAAAUUAUUAUUAUUAAAUGAUAUUCAAAAAAUAAUUGAUUCAUUUAAAUCUCAUCAAUUUUUUGCUAAUGGUCAAUGGAAAAAUAUAAAAUGUUCUUUUGAUCCAAUAAUGUCAUGUCAACAUAUAUCAUCAAAAACAACAAUAAUUAAACCGAAUUUUUUUGAUGGUAUUAUAGAUUAUCCAAUUAUUUUCUAUUGGAAACGUGUCAAAUACAUGAAGAUUGAUUUAUGUCCAUCAAUUCUAGUAUUUCUCAAACAAUUUGAUAUUCUAUAUCCUCAUAUAAACUGUAUUCAAUUUAAUAUGGCAUAUUACGUUACAUCUAUCAAUCGAGAUAAAUUACAUGCAGAAGUACUUGCCUAUCUUAUGUCAAUGCCAAUUCAAUUGAUCUAUCUUCGAGUUGAACAAUUCGAAUGGCUUUUGCAUGCUAUUGAAUAUGCAUCAGAUAAACUACGAAAAGAUGCAUUAAGUACCGUUCGACAUAUUGAGUUUUGUCUUUCGAACUAUAAUCGUGAUUCAGACAAGUCAGUUUAUAUGAGAAAAAAUCUCGUAUCUUUUCUCAGUAGUUAUACACCAUAUUUACAAACAUUGCGUCUUUGGCAAGACGGUGAUUUUUCUUGGACACCAAUUCGACCAGAAUAUGAAACAAGAUGUGUGCGUGAUGUUCUGAGUAGGCGAUCGACAGAAUCUUUACAAAAAUCUCAAUUAUUUGAUCACCAUGUUGCUGUUUUUGAACAAGAUCUUUGUGAAUUAGUUCAACAAUUGAAAAAAAUUGUUUUUCUAGAUAUUUAUGGAGAAAUCGGUCGUGACAAAAUCGAACCUUAUCGUUCUAUGGUUAAAAUGUGUUUUCUUAAUAGUAGACUUCAUAUCGAUGCAUCAAGAUUUCGUAUUUGGUUUUGA